UAUGAAUCAGCCCUAUCAGCUGGUUUUUUAAAUGCUAAAAAUGCAAAAAUCUGGCAAUUUUUUGUUAACAAUUACCACGAAAUAAUGAUGAAAUAGCGACAAUUGACCAACAGUUUACUUAUUAUUGUUGUCCUAUAAUAUUUGCUGAGGGUGUAGAUUUUGUUUGUUGAAGUUCUAACACCACAGGUUAGACUAGUUUUAUUUAUUUCUAUACAGAAUGAAUACAUGUUGAGGCGUAGAAGACCCCUUUAUCAGAAAACAUCUAUAAAUUUCCUCAUCAUAACAUCCAUAUGCAGAAGUGGAAAGUAAAGCAGUACAACAGGUGAUGAGUGCGUCAGAGACGGUCGGCAUCCUGGUCAACACCGGCGCGGCCCCCGAGCCCCCUUUGAGGCCCGCGCCCCUAUCCGUAGUCUGUCACAGUAGCGACGGCGAGGACGUGCCCCUCGUUCCCGAAGUGACGUUCGACGGCAACUUGGAUUCGCCGGGCAUCAAUCGAGAGUCUCAGCCCCUUUUAGGGGGGCUCGAGAUCUCUUAUAAUCAAUUUCCAGAUGAUCCAGAGUUCAGUGAAUUGAUAUGGCAGACGGAGACAGCUAUAGAUAAUGGUAUAUUUCCAGAGAGGAUAUCCCAAGGGUCCAGUGGGUCUUAUUUUGUUAAAAAUCAAGCAGGGAAAACGAUAGCAGUUUUUAAACCGAAAGAUGAAGAACCUUACGGCAGACUGAACCCGAAAUGGACCAAAUGGAUGCACAAACUGUGUUGUCCUUGUUGUUUUGGCAGGUCCUGUCUCAUACCGAACCAGGGGUACCUUUCCGAGGCUGCAGCUUAUCUUGUGGAUCACAAAUUAGGAUUGCAUAUUGUUCCAAAAACUAGAGUAGUAAAAUUGGUAUCAGAAACUUUUAAUUAUUUAAGAAUAGAUAGGCAAAAAGCUAGAGUAAAAAGGGCAAUCAUGGAACAAUUUCCAAAUGUAGGCUUAAGAUUCAAUAGGAUAGGAUUACCUCCAAAGAUAGGAUCAUUUCAAUUUUUUGUCGACAACUACAAAGACGCCCAUUAUUGGCUGUCAAAGUUCGAAAUGGAACCCCUAGCACCCCCAUUAGCUAAAAAAUUCCAGCUCCAAUUCGAACGACUAGUUGUUUUAGAUUAUAUUAUUAGAAACACAGACAGAGGAAACGAUAAUUGGUUGAUAAGAUAUGAUCAUCCUACUAUAGCCAAUGGAAGCACUGUCAGUGCCCAAGUGGAACUUACAGAUACUACAGAUUGGAACAUGGUCAAUAUGCCAGAAAUAAAAAUUGCGGCCAUCGAUAAUGGUUUAGCUUUUCCUUAUAAACAUCCAGAUAGUUGGAGAGCUUACCCGUACCACUGGGCAUGGCUGCCACAAGCCAAAGUACCAUUUGGCAAAGAAAUAAAAGAACUUGUCUUGCCUUUAUUAAGCGAUAUGAAUUUUGUACAGGAUUUAUGCGACGAUCUUUAUUUGUUAUUCAAACAAGAUAAAGGGUUUGAUCGAAACUACUACGAACGUCAAAUGUCUGUGAUGAGAGGGCAAAUCUUGAACUUGACUCAAGCUUUGAAAGAUGGAAAAUCGCCUGUACAGCUUGUGCAAAUGCCAGCUGUUGUUGUUGAAAAGUCUCAGGGUCAUCAUCAUCGAUUCUUCAACUUUACGCAACGCUUCCAAGAUAAAAGUCCAUUUUUUUCAUGGUGUUAACAAAAAUCAUUUUGUAUAUUCAUUGUGUUUUAGAUAUAAUUAUUUUCAGUAGCCAAACUGACUUGAGGUUGUCUCAAGUAUUAUUUUAUACAAAUUUUACAUUAUUAUCAAUUUGUUGGGUAUUAAAUAGAUGCCAACCUACAAAAAAAUUUACACUCGACUAGUUGUGUCAUCUAGAUUAUAAAACUUCACUUUUUAAGGUAUACUUGAACUUGGUAGAGUUAUUAUAGAUUUUUUAUGUACAUACAAUGUGAUCAAAUCUAUUUGUAUAUUUAAGGCAUAAUUAUUAUUGUUUUAAAAAUAUUGCUUAUUAUUCAUUUUAUUAAUACAGGGUGUGUAUGUUAUUCAACUAAUGAAAAAUGCUGAACUUGAUUUGUUUUUUUUUUUCUGAAAGUGAUAAUCUGCUCAUAUUGUAUAAAAUAUCUUAAAUUUUGAAUUAUUAUAGGCAUUACUAUGGCUGGUGAUAAAAUUUAUAGUCAUUCUUCUUGUAGCGAUUUUGAUUUUUAAAGAUUGUAUUUUAGGAAUAAAUAAGUGAUAAAGCCCAAUACAAUUAUUUAUUUUAACAAAGUGUAUAUAAUAUUAUUAUUUGAAUUAAAGUUACUACAAUUAAAGAAAAAGCAUUUUAAUUUUAUAUGCCUGUUGUGUCGCAUUGAGUCUUGAGCCUGGAUACUUUAGGAUCGUCGUGGCGAAGGACCACAUAAUUGGCUCUAUAGGUUCUGUUAUCUCCGUCAUUGUCGUAGUAACGUUUACAUGCCACUACAGACAAUCCUAUACCUG
Molecule: messenger RNA, 2473 nt
Organism: Ceutorhynchus assimilis (cabbage seed weevil)
Lineage: Eukaryota; Metazoa; Arthropoda; Insecta; Coleoptera; Curculionidae
Source: the annotation of a GenBank genome assembly